Messenger RNA from Heterobasidion irregulare TC 32-1, 426 nucleotides. RefSeq lists its product as uncharacterized. Lineage: Eukaryota; Fungi; Basidiomycota; Agaricomycetes; Russulales; Bondarzewiaceae. The transcript has 4 exons. The coding region runs from base 1 to 426 and encodes 141 amino acids. The record is from RefSeq and is a predicted model, not a curated record.
AUGCGCGCCUUGGAACAUCUUGCGAGGACGAAGGCGCCUGCGAAUGCCGGCCUACUGGUUCCGACCGCCUCGAAGGGUUUACGUCACGUCGAGGAUGAAUGGGGGUCGGCCUGCCAGCGCUCAUCGCGCUCUUCCUCGUCGUCCAACGCGUCCCCCUCGACGCUCGUCACCCCCGAAAAGUACCGUGUUAUCGCGGCUCGAUACCCGCGCACCGUUUACACGUUUUGCCCUUGCACGGUCUGCAAGCCGCAUCGCAUAUCCCGGUCCACACCGCAGCGCGCCCUCUUCACGAGCCCAGCAGCCUCCUCCAGCAUGUCCGGAUCAAAUCACCAUCUCCACGAGGUCAUCCUCAGAUGGCCACACUCCGACGCGCAUCAAGUCAUCGUAACCGGCACCUUCGACCAGGCAAGUUCGCCAGUCCCAUAA